Messenger RNA from Bursaphelenchus okinawaensis, 3664 nucleotides. NCBI's taxonomy places the organism in Eukaryota, Metazoa, Nematoda, Chromadorea, Rhabditida, Aphelenchoididae. The record is from the annotation of a GenBank genome assembly.
AUGACAAUCUGUAUCAAACGUAAGAUUACGGUAUUCGUACUGCUACAGUACGCUACGGUUUUGGUUGCUCAGUACACGCCUUGCAAUGGUAAGAGAAAUUUUGAAUGAUGCAAGCCCUAGCCCUGACCAUGGCUUUAGCCUUAUAUCUAGCCCUAACCAAAAUCUUAGCCCUAGUCUUAGCCCUAAUACCAGCCCAAGUUCUAGCCACUGUCCUAGCCUUAACUUAUCCCUAGUUUAAAUUUUAGGAAAAUCACCAUUAGGCGAAACGUGUGACAGAGAUGAAGACUGUGACAAUAAAGGAUCAAUUUGCUUAAGGAAUAAAUGUCAAUGCCAUCCUUAUUACGAAGCCAGGACUUCUAAAGACUACCCUAGAGGAAAAUGCGUUCGCCGUGAGUUUCCGACUAUUUUUCUGUAAUUUUUAAAUAAACCUCUUACUAGACAAUUGUACUCAAUAAGAGUACUUAAACUUUUUCAAACUAUACUUAGUACUGGUAUUUACACCCCUAAAUAUUCACACGCAAAGUCAUUUAAAUUUUGCACUUUAUUUAUGACAUCAUAUUAAUAUAAUACAUGAACUGUCAUUAGCACACCUAGUGCAAGAUCUAAGAACAUUCACAUUUUAUUGUCUUAUGUAAGUUCUCUGAAUUAUAGCACCAAAAAUUCUGUAAUACGUUUCUGAGCAGCAUUUAGCUAGCUUAAAUUUUUUGCGUACAAAUCUAAGCGCUUUUUAGGGCAUUAAAUUUAGUUUUUCUUGAGAAUAUUUAGCUAUAUUAGACUAAAAACCUUAAUUUUACAACAUGUCAUCAUUUUUUAAUUUUUGAAAAUUUUGCAAAAAAAUUAAUUUUAAACCUUUUCAAGAGAAUUUUUUAAAAUUUAAAACACGUACAGCCAUAAACUUGCAAAAAACGAAUUAUUACUUAUCACAUAAAACAUGCAAAUUAACAAAUGUUUAAUACGUUUUAGUGCCUUCGCGAAUCGGAGAAGAGUGUACGACCAAAUGCCGUGAGCCACUGUUCUGCAGAAACGGUAGAUGUCAGUGCGUGCAGCGAGGCUCAACCAGCGUUCAGAACGGCGUUUGUGUUACUGGUAAGAUUAAUAUUAUUCUGCUCUAACUUUAUUUUUUUUAUUCCCUACUGUGUUGCAACCUACCCUUCGGUAUAAGAAAUGGGCCAAAAGCUCUACUACGAUUGCGUCUGACCAAUCUUAAACUAAAAUUAAAACGGGCUAGGCCUAAAAGUUGAGCGCGGGCCUACGGCGGGCAUCGAAAUAGGGUCAUUUUUGCCCUUCUCAUCCCUGCCUAUUCUACACUACCCUUCCCUACUAUACUGAACCCUAUCUUUUGACUUACGGCGGGUCGGGCUUGAAUGGUAAGCCCAAUACCAAUUUUUUUUGGCCGGACCGCGCCUAAACAAGCCUCGGGUCUAAGUCGGGCCUCAAAAGAGCCCAGUCUUUGUAUCACCCCUACCUAUUCCAUCCUACCCUCAAGUUUUACAAAUUCAUGCCCUACAGUAACCCUACCAUACUGUAAAAAUCUAUUUUUAGUGACAAAAGUAGGAGACAGAUGUUCCCGUCAUUAUGAUUGUUCAUCACCAUUUUCUGCUUGUGUUAAUCAACAAUGUACAUGCAUUGCCGGUACCGUACAACAAGGCACACGUUGUGUAGCGCCCACUAACUGCCCACUUGGUGGACAACCACAAGGAAGUUGUACUAGACGAGUUCCUUUGAGCGCUGUAAGUGUGUAAACUUAAUUUUCCAUACGUGUUUUAAUACUAGAGCAACAUGUCAUUGUAAAGUACAUAAAGUUGCUCAGAAGUAUAGUUAGAUUACCAUAUCUAUACCUAAAAUCAGUCAACUACUACAACUAAUGCAUCUUAAAAAUAAUCUUUUAAAGCCAUAACUUUCAGAUACCAAACUUUGUUCCAGAGUCAGACACCUGUCCGUCCGGCUACUACUGUGUGACAACUCCAGAGUCCCACUCUGGCCACUGUUGCCCACAAAAAUGCCCCCUCGGGACGGCCGUAGACACCCAGUAUACUUGUGUACCUGGUGGAGUCGAAAAGAUUUUAGGCAAUUUAACUUUGACUCAAAAGCAAUGUCCAAGUGACACACAUUACUGCCAUUAUUUGGCUGGUGAUAGUUUUGCUCAAGUAAGUCAAAAUUUUUUAAAAAAUUUACUGCUCUACUCUACUAUUUGCUACCUUCUCCUAAUCUAUUAUAUGUUGCGUUGCCCUACCCUACCAUAUGCUACUCUACCUUGGUCUAAACUACCCUCUAAACCUUAACAAUUGCAGGCAGUAUGUUGUAAACGACCAUGCAACUCCAUGGCGCCAGAAGCCCUCUACCUAAACGGUGAAUGCGUAGCCCGAGGGCAAUUAAACUCGGCGUGUCAGAUUCAUGAACAAUGUGGAGCAGCUGAAGGCAUGGAAUGCAAAGAUGGCCAAUGCACGUGUUCAGACGGAUUUAAACCCCAUUUGGAUGCCAUUACAAAUCCAAUCCACAAUCCUAGCCAAACUUGCUCUAGGGAGUGCGAAAAAGUAAGGCAAUUUUUUUGAUUGUACCCCGCCCGGAAUAAGAAAUAUUGAAAUAAUCACCCCGCCCAACCAAAAAAAAUUUAUCACCAAAAAUUUCCCAAAUCCUUUUUCCUUUCUCUUUUUUCACUCCCACCUCCAAAAAAUUUACCCCACCCCAUAAAAACCCUGAAAACAAAAAGAUCUACUACAAUAUCGUUGCAGGACAUGUUAAGCCGAGACACGGCCUGUUUUGCCAAGACCCAAUUGGGUGGCCAAUGCUUCGUACAAGAACAGUGUCCACCCAACUCGGGCUGUUACAGAGGACGCUGUAUGUGCAGAUGUGGAUAUAAACAAGCUUCGAACAACAAGUGUGUCGAGCUGCCACCUCCAACUACGCAGACACCUCCUCAGGGUAGGUUUAAAAUUUUUGCGUUCAAUGCUUUUUGAGCACCCAGGGUUAAUAGCAGAGAUACUAGGAUAGCUUAAACUCUUAAAGAAAGGUUAAAAAUAUUUUCUUUGUCGCACCGCUAGAAGCACAACCUCAGCAAGUACCGAUAGCUUAUAUAAGCCAUAAGCCAGACUUUUACGUACUAUAUAGCAUAAUACGUACUUUUAAAGCUAAAAAUUGUUUCCCUAUUUUAGAAAAGAAUACUUUACCACCCCCAGAUCCCAAAGACACGCUGUUGUGUGUUCUAAACAAGUUCCUUGGAGUUAAAACCCGAGCUGAAGCUGGCUGUAGUUUUAACGUUCCUAGAGUUUUCAACGUAUAAAAAUAUUUAUAAACCCACUUUUUAAAUUGUAUCUACCCAGCACUUACUUAUAUCUUUCAAAUUUUGCACUGUACACUUCCUUAGCCUAGCCUAAGUUACCUUAACGUACCAUACCCUGCUUUACCCCACUUCACACUACGCUACAUACCUUUUUAACUUUACCCUAUAAAAAUCAUACUGUAUACAGUACUACAGUAACCCUAUUUGCCUCAAAUUUUCUACUUUAAACUCAAAAAUUUUUAAUUUUGCAUCUUCAACACAACACAUGACUAAUAUUUUACAUUUGCAGUAAUCCCACAAGUCCCAGGUUUGCCGACCGGUAAGAACUUGUUCAGUUUGUUCAACGACUUUUUGAACGGCGGUGGAGCUGGCAUGGCUGGCUAG